AUGGCCGCCUACAAGAGUGAGCAGGUCGACCAGUCUCUUGCAAAUAGUCAAGAUCUAAAGUUGGCCCGUAACGACAAUGAGACGAACGGAAGCUGUUCAGAUCUUGCCAUCCAAGAUGAAGUAUAUUUUCCAGAUGGUGGUAUCAACGCUUGGCGCACCGCUCUUGGUGGGUUUUUGGCAUUCAUUCCCAGCAUCGGUUUCAUGAGCGGUGGCUCUAUAUUCCAGAGCUACUACGUUACAUCGACGCUGUCCUCAACAAACCCUUCCGAUAUUGCCUGGAUUGGCAGUGUGCAGCUCUGGGGCUGCUUUGCCUUUGGAAUCUACGCCGGCAGGUUGUCUGACAGGUAUGAACCAAGCGUGCCCCUUGGGGUGGGAACUUUCUUUUUGGUUCUUGGCACCAUGAUGGCUUCUAUUUCGACGAAGUACUAUCAGUUCCUGUUAUCCCAGGGAUUUUGCGAGGUAUUAGGAAUGGGCUUGAUAUUCACACCAGCGCUGGCAAUUCAGUCCCGAUGGUUUCUGAAAAGACGCGGUUUUGUUGUUGGUGCUGUCAUGUCGGGUCAAAACGUGGGAGGUAUGUAUCUGGCCAUUUUGCACAAUUGCUGUACUUCUGUCUCCAUGGCUAAUCUUCAUCUCUCGGAAUCAGGAAUCAUCUGGCCUGUAAUGACAGAUGCGCUCCUCACCCAUGAUGGAAUGUCAUUGGGCUGGACGCUGCGCAUCAUUGGUUUCAUGCAGCUGGGUUUGAUGAUUGCCGCCGACCCUAUUAGUUCGGCCGCGGUUUCCACGAACCUCGAAAUUCGACGCGCUGCCCGUGAGAAAGUAUUUUACCGAUAA
Molecule: messenger RNA, 831 nt
Organism: Penicillium pulvis
Lineage: Eukaryota; Fungi; Ascomycota; Eurotiomycetes; Eurotiales; Aspergillaceae
Exons: 1
Coding region: 1-831 (276 amino acids)
Biological process (GO): transmembrane transport
Cellular component (GO): fungal-type vacuole membrane
Molecular function (GO): transmembrane transporter activity
Source: RefSeq, a predicted model, not a curated record